CCUCCCUCCACAUUUGGGCUGCAGGGAGCUGUGGGCACCGCCUGGGAUCCCUUCCAAAUUGGACACCCUUGCUUUGGAUUCUGGUGUGUGGCGAACAGCUCCCUGUCCGCCAUGACGUUGCCCCCAGCACUAGCGGGUGCCGGACCACGGCGUGGCAGUAUGCCCUUGCCCAUUAAACACCAGCUAGUGAGAGCAUCAGCGGUGGAUGAACUGGACUCGCCCCCAAGUUCCCCGGAGGUGGGCAGCAACGCAGGAGCAAGCCCUGCAGGGGGUCGAGGCCCUUACAAAAUCAUGUUGCUUGGCGAGGGCGGUGUAGGGAAAAGUACGUUGGCAGCCAUCUUCGGAGGCUUGAAAGGGGCUGCCCAUCAUGAGGAGGAGCAUACAGAGGAUUCCUACGAAAGAAGAUUCUAUGUGGAUGAUGAAGAAGUCACCCUAAUAUUAUACGACAUCUGGGACCAGGGAGAUCCCGGAGGAUGGAUGCAGGAAUCUUGCCUCCAGACCGGAGAUGCCUUCCUGGUGGUUUUUUCGGUGACUGAUCGCCGCAGCUUCACACGGGUGCCCCCUACUCUCCUACGCUUGCGGGCAGGUAGCCCAAGAAUGGACCCCCCCAUUAUCCUGGUGGGGAACAAGAGUGACCUGGCACGAUCCCGGGAGGUCUCGCGGGAAGAGGGCCGCAGCCUGGCAGUUAUGAUGAACUGCAAACAUAUCGAGACGUCGGCCGCGCUACAUCACAACACGGAAGAGCUCUUUGAAGGCGUCGUGCGCCAGAUCCGCCUACGCCGCCGUCGGCGCGAAGGCGAGGGCUUCAGCAGGGAGGGAGCCGUCGGCCGGCGUGAGAGCAUCACAAAGAAAGCCAAACGUUUCCUCUCCAGCCUUGUGCCACGGAACGGACGCUUCUUUAAGCAAAGGUCAAAAUCCUGCAACGACCUUUCCGUGCUAUGA
Messenger RNA from Elgaria multicarinata webbii, 942 nucleotides. It is a transcript of the gene REM2, whose product is annotated as RRAD and GEM like GTPase 2. Gene Ontology annotation, cellular component: plasma membrane. The record is from RefSeq and is a predicted model, not a curated record. The transcript is spliced from 5 exons. Bases 112 to 942 code for a protein of 276 amino acids. Gene Ontology annotation, biological process: negative regulation of high voltage-gated calcium channel activity. NCBI's taxonomy places the organism in Eukaryota, Metazoa, Chordata, Lepidosauria, Squamata, Anguidae. Gene Ontology annotation, molecular function: GTPase activity; GTP binding; calcium channel regulator activity.